AUGUAGUAUCUAUUGUCACUAUCAAGAAAUUUACAAUCUGAGAAUGUUGUUUUGAAUCCAAAUCUAAAUUUCAGAGAUUAGAAUGUUUAGAAAAGUUUUAAAACUUUCUAGAAGAAGUUAAAUCAAAGUACAAUGAUGUUUAUGGAAACUUUUAAAAUGUGUUUGGAAAUAGCAUUGACUAUUUCCUUUAUAGUUUAGGAGAUUUAUUCAACAUAUUCAUUGAUUCUGAUAGUUUUUCCAUUGUCAAGUUUGUUCCAAAUAUGGAGUAUAUAAAGGAACUCAAAAUUUAAUGACUAUUUGAAAAUAAUUCACGUUUUAGCACUUCAUAUCUUUUUGAGUUUUCAUAGUGAAUAGUUUCUCAUCAAUGGAUAUGUGCAACUAUAUUAUAUUUAUGUUACUCAAAGUUUAAAUAAUAAGAAAUACUUAAUUUGUUACUUUGCAAUAAUGUAAAUUACUUAUAUGUAUUUUGAUAAUGACUUUGAUUGCAUUCUUUUACCUUUUUAAUGGAUAUUCAUUUUUGCAAUCUCCAUCAGUAUAUAUUUGAGAGAGCGAAGGAAGCUAGUUUAUUUCUUUGAGAAAUUCAAUUUCAGCCAUGAUCUCUCAUAUUAAGAGGUAGUACUCAAUCACAGUCUACAAUAGAAUUUAUUUGUAAUUAAGUUGAAUUCUGAUAUGAAAAUGGAAGAUUAAUUCGAAGUCCUAUUUGUUAAUUAGGCUUGUAAGAAGGAAUUUGCUACCAUUGAAAAUAUAUAUUAAAGAACAACUCAAAUACAUAUAAUAAAUUGCAAUGAGUCUAAUCUUUCUUAAUGUAAUUACAAAAUCAAUUUCAGUCAAGAAUUGCCUUAGAAUAAUUUAAAAGCAUCCACAGGUGAAUAAAUUAAUAUGAUUGAAAAAACUUACUCAUUAAAUUAAAUCCUUUAUCAAUAUAUUAAUAACUCUUAAAACAAAGAAAUCUAAGAAAAUUUUCCCUUAAAGUUAACCGGAUUGAUGAGUAAUCAUCAUCAUUAAACAUACGAUAUAUUAGUUACUCCAUGCAUAUGGAAACAUCAAAAAAGCUACAUAGUGUCCUUAAUUGAGAUAACAGAUAGGAUCAAGAUAUCUUAACUGGAGAAGUUGGAUCAAUAUAAAGAUAAUGUAUUAGCUACAGUCAGUCAUGAUUUAAAGAAUCCAAUUUGUGUUAUCUAAUCCAUGAUAACAUUAGUGUAGGAUAGCUUAUAUGAAUUGUCUGAAAUGGGUACUAAUCCAGAUAACCUAUAGAAGAUACAGUCUUGUUGCAAUUAUUUGGAAAUGUGUUAAACCAAUGUCCAAAUUUUAUAAUCAUUUGUUAAUGAUUUAUAGGAUUUCGCUUAAAUUAAAUAAUAGAAGUUAAAAUUAUCGAUUAGUUAGUUUGAUAUUGCAUAAUUGAUUUAGGAUGUUAAGAAUGUAUUUCAAAUCUAAAUUCAAAAAAAGAACUUGCAAUUAGAUAUUGUCUCAAAUCUAAAGUCAGCUUAAUCUCUUAAUAAUGAUCCUUUAAGAAUUAAGCAAAUUCUCUUUAAUUUACUCUCAAAUGCAAUCAAAUUCACUUCAAAAGGAAAAAUAUCAAUAUCAUUUUCUGAUGAUCCUUAAGAUAUUUGCAGAUUUUCUCAAAAUGUUGAGGAAUAGAUUUAAACAAAUAAAUCAGUGGUUGAUAUUAAUACUCUCAUGAAAAACCAGUAAAGAUUGAUUCUAUGUACAGUUUCUGAUAACGGUAGCGGGAUGAGCCAAGAAAUUUAGAAGAGACUUUUCAGAAAUUUUGCUACUUAUGACAAUGAUAGCAAUACAAACAUGUAAAGUAUUAGGAUAACAUAUUAGAAAUGGUGUGGGUUUAGGAUUAAUAAUAUGUAAGUAGUUGUGCGGGUACAUUGGACCUUUGUAGUACAUAUAUCUAUAAUCCUAAGUUGGAGUUGGUUCAAAAUUUUAAUUCGUCAUUUAUAAAAAUUAUGAUAAAUAGCAUCACUAAUAAUAAGAUUAGUUUAGUGUCGAUUCAAUUGAUUAUGAUGUUUCAGCACAUUCUCCAUACAAAAAUAUCAUUAGUACCAACCACCUUACUCCUUUGUAUAAAAAGAUUAACAGGAGAGAUCAAUUAUCAGUUCUAAUUGUUGAUGAUUAGUCAUUUAAUAAUAUGUUACUAAAAAUAUAAUUAUCAAAAAUAGGGAUCCAUAAGGUGGAUACUGCUUUUGGAGGGAUGGAAGCCAUCAAUAUGAUAAGAACUCAAUGUUAUGACAUCGUAUUUUUAGAUUAUAAUAUGCCUGGCAUGAAUGGAUUCUAAUGUAUUACAGAAAUAAAACGGAUAAAUCCAGAUGUAAAGAUCUAUAUGUUGACUGCUUUCAAUGAUAUGAAGACUCAACAAACAUGUCUUAGUGCUGGUGCAGAAAAAAUUCUAUAAAAGCCACCAACCUCUUAAGAUCUUGAACUAUUGUUUAUUUGA
Paramecium octaurelia is the source of this 2443-nucleotide messenger RNA. The record is from the annotation of a GenBank genome assembly. NCBI's taxonomy places the organism in Eukaryota, Ciliophora, Oligohymenophorea, Peniculida, Parameciidae.